AAGAUUCAAGAUGGCGGUUGUGAAUACGGUCUAUUCACCGCUAGGACCCGGAAGUGAAUUCGCGGAGUGGGCGAUUACCAGGGGUCUGGGGUCGGGCCUGCAGCCUGGGUCCGGGUCUGGGGAGGCGGCUGCUCUCCGGGGGACGAUGAUCAAUGGUGGCGAGUGAAGGCUGGAGCUGACGGUAGCAGCUCGCCUCUGAUGGACGAGUGGAAGCCGAACCCGCGGGCCAAGCCGUUCGUCCCGCGGCGGCACAGGAGCUGGUUCAUCGCCUGGAAGUACAGGCUGAGGGGGCAGCGGUCGGCCAGGAGGCUGUGCCAGACUGGUGCACUCCUGUUUUUACUUGUGACUAUAAUUGUCAACAUCAAGCUUAUUUUGGAUACAAGAAGAGCAGCAAAUGAAGACGAGCUUGAAGACGACUAUGAUGAUGCAGUGCCAAAUAUGGAAACUGCUCGUAGGCCAUCACAUGGCCGGAAGGUUCUGGACAUUGAAGUGUAUUCCAGCAGGUCAAAAGUCUACGUUGCUGUUGAUGGAACCACAGUUCUUGAAGAUGAAGUCAAAGAGCAGAGUCGAGGAAUACACGUAAUUGUUCUGAAUCAAGCUACAGGCCACGUAAUGGCCAAACGUGUGUUUGAUACCUAUUCACCCCACGAAGAUGAAGCUAUGAUCCUGUUCUUGAAUAUGGUGUCUCGUGGAAGAAUCCUUCUCUUCACUAUCAAGGAUGAGGGAUCCUUCCAUCUAAAAGACGCAGCCAAGAAUCUGCUGAAGGGCCUGGGUAGUCAAAUUGCCUCAUCACUCAGUUGGCGAGACAUGUGGACUUUUGUGGUAAAGAAAGGAGGUCAAGUAUAUGGUGAAAAACAUUCAAAAUCUCCUGCCUUGGCCACUUGGGGUGAUCCUGUUUUAUUGAAGACUGAAGUUCAGUUAACCUCGACUGAAGAUGCUGAGUGCCACUGGGCAGACACAGAUGCCAAUCGAAGGAGGAAGACUUUCUGCAGCAAAGUGGAAGGAUAUGGGAGCAUCUGCAGCUGUAAGGAUCCAGCACCUAUUGAAUUUAACCCGGAGCCCUUAAAGGAUAACAAAGUUUAUGAUGUCCCAGUGGCAGUGAUAGCAGGGAACAGGCCUAACUACCUUUACAGGAUGUUGCGUUCAUUACUGUCUGCACAAGGUGUGAAUCCAGAGAAGAUCAUCGUCUUCAUUGAUGGUUACUAUGAAGAGCCAAUGGAUGUGGUAGAACUCUUUGGCCUAAAAGGUGUUCAACAUACUCCCAUUAGUAUUAAAAAUGCUCGAGUCUCACAGCACUACAAAGCCAGUUUGACAGCCACAUUCAAUUUACAUCCGGAUGCAAAGUUUGCUGUGGUACUUGAGGAGGACUUGGAUAUCUCAGUGGACUUUUUCAGUUUUCUCAGUCAAACAACCCAUUUACUUGAAGAAGAUGAAAGUUUGUAUUGCAUAUCUGCUUGGAAUGAUCAGGGCUAUGAGCACACAGCAGAGGACAUUGCUCUGCUUUAUCGAGUGGAGAGUAUGCCCGGGCUUGGCUGGGUUUUAAAGAAGAGCCUUUAUAAAGAUGAACUGGAGCCAAAGUGGCCAACACCAGAAAAGCUCUGGGACUGGGACAUGUGGUUGAGAAUGCCCGAGCAAAGAAAAGGUCGGGAGUGUAUUAUUCCAGAUGUAUCCCGAUCAUACCAUUUUGGCAUUGUUGGACUCAAUAUGAAUGGUUAUUUUCACGAAGCUUACUUCAAGAAACACAAGCUCAACACUGUUCCAAAUGUGCAGCUCAAAAAUGUAGAUAGUUUGAAAAAGGAUGCCUAUGAGAAUGAAAUUCACAAGCUGCUAAGUGAGGCCAAGGUUCUAGAUCAUACCAAAAACCCUUGUGAAGAUAGUUUCAUUCCAGACACUGAAGGAAAAAUCUACAUAAUGUACAUUCGAAUGGAACAGGAAGCUGAUUUUACAACAUGGACACAGUUAGCAAAGUGCCUGCACAUCUGGGACCUGGAUGUCCGAGGUAACCACAAAGGCAUGUGGAGGCUGUUCAGAAAGAAGAACCACUUGCUUGUUGUAGGGACACCUUUCUCCCCUUAUUCGGUAAAGAAGCCUGCAUCAGUUAUCCCAAUAUCUUGAGCCACCUCCAAAGGAAGAUGUGGAAUUGAACUGAGGAUGGCAAUCAAGGAGUUUACUAAUGACUAUCUUGACUACUUUAUACCACUAUAUUUAAUGUACUGUUUUAUCAUGGUGUUUACAUGUUUAAUGACCUGCUUUAACGAAAGAAAACAAAGUUAGCAAUGGCUAAUACUUGAUUAAUUGUAAAACUACUAUAGCUUUAGUUUUAUAAAUUAUGGAUUGAUAUAUUUAUUUUAACUGAAUGCUGAAACCACAUUUUCUGAAAUAUUAGCAAUGCCAGUCAUGUGGUUAGAUGGUUUAACUGAUGUAUCCAAGAGAUUAUGAAUGGGGUUCUGAUUCAUUCAAGCUAAAUAUAAUUGGUGAAUUUGGCAAAGCAGAUUUCUUCAAGCUAGUGUAUUUUCUUACAUCACAAGUGUUUCUGUUGUAAUUAUCUUGCUGUAUUUUGUACAGAUUGUUAGCCAGAUUUUUAUCACAAAGCUGUAUCCUGUCUUCAAAUUCCAGACAUGUGUAAAGAACUAAAUAUGUCAGCUAUUGUGAUUUUAAAAAAAAGAUUGGGAUUGGUUUAUUGUGAGUAAGAUAGAGAAAGAAUGAUCUAUUAUACUGCUGGACUGAAGUAUUUAAAAUUACUAACCUUGAGCAGGAGUGUAAUAGUACAAUCUAACACUAAAUAUUCUAGACUGGAAUUGCCAGGUUCUGAUUAAUUAAUUAACCUCAGCUUGGACUAAAUGUUAUUUCUUGACCUGCUUAAAAAAAAAGCUUGUUUAUUUGCAUAUCUUGAAUUGGGACAGAUUGUGUUGUCCAUUUAUAAAUAGUUGUUUAUAUUUGUAUAUAAUGAAUGGAGGAGCCAGUGAAAUAUUGGUACCUUUUGAAACUAGUGUUGUUCUGGGGUGACAGAAAAUCGCUUGAAUGUUCAAAUCAUUUAUUUCAAGCAGGUACAUUUCCCUUUUUAGAAUGCUUUAUUUUUCCCAUGUUGUACUCCAGCACAAUGCUAACAGCUAUUGUACAUGGAAUAAAAUUGUAUAAUUGAGGCUUUGAUUGCUUCAGAAUGAAUGAAAUGCUUGGCUCAAAUUUACAAGAUUAUAAACAGAGUAAUCCUAGUUUUAAUAAAAGUUUUUAAAGCCACAUUAAAGCUGCUGAUGGUUGAUAGAAUGGUAGGGGUAGGACAUGAGUGAGAUCUAAAACAUCAUCCAUUUAACACAACAAGCAAUUUAUAGGACCUGUUUAGUUUUACAAAAUACAGAAAUCCAAGAUUUUUUGAGAUAUAGUGUGGAGAAUAUUUACUCAAGGCAAAUUGAUCAGCUGUGUCAGUUUCUGGGGAGUGAGAAUAGUUAAUGCAAAUUAUUUAUGUAGCAUUAAUCUAUAUCUUACUGCAGUGCAGUUUCCAGCCAUAAUUGGUAAGGAAAUUUGCAUAAUCAUCUCUAACCUGGCCAUUUCCAUUCAUAAUUUGACAUUUAAGAAAAUGUGCUGGAACUGGGAAAUCUGUUCUUUUGUAAAAUGCUCACUGAAUAGAAUUUAAUUUGUGGAAAUAGAGUAAUGAUGAGAUGAACCUUUUUUUUGUGUUUAGCUUUUAGAGCUGACCUUUCAACUUCUUAUCAUGAGUGAGUCCCAGUCCUGAGGUGGCAGUUGCUGUAGAGAGAUCUAUUUGGAUAGUUGCUGAAAGAUAUUAUCUCCAAAAAGAUUUUUAAAUCUACCAGCAAAGUAACAAACAUUACUUGAUAAUUGGACAUCACUAAUUUUAAAUCAACUUCUGAUCAUCUACUAUACUACUUCUAAAGUUUGUAGAAAUGUCAGUGUUCAAACUGCCAAAUACAUUGUGGCCUCAGCUGAAAUAGUAAUAAGUUUUAAUCAUGUGUUAAUCCUCAAUGUUUCUGUUACCUGUGGAAGCUAUGUUGAAGUUUAGGAGUUUCUUAUUCAUUCUGUUCUGGAACUCUAGCUGCCAUGGUGAAGCUAUCUCUCCCAUAACUUUCAUAAAUGAUUCACUUUCUAAAUGAUGAGCAGACUGUACACUAGCGCAGUUCCAAUUCUUUAAGCAGUUUUGAAACUUAUAAUAACAGAGACACUGUUUUGUUAUGAUUUUGUGCAAAAGAUGGAUGAUUCCAUUUAAAAUGAAAUAGAAAGGACUGUUAAUAUUUUGUGCUUAAGAGCAAAAUCAAAUGUGGCUGAUAACUACCGUGCCUUGCUUGUCUAGAGUCCCUUGAAGUGAGUUGAAUUAACUUUGUAAUAGUUGUUAUCUUGCGAUUGAAUUAGAUUGAUUGUUCCAAAGAUCUUGACCUUACCACAAGGAGUGGGUACUAUGCAAUAUUUUCAAUAGCUAAUGUCAGGCUAGCAAUUCUCAUUAGUUAAAAUUAAUUAUUUUGUCUCCAGACAAUCUAGCUCUUGUAUCAGAAUGGCUACCAGAUUUGAUUAUUGACUAUGCAUUGUAAUAAGAGAAAUUAGUAUUAAACACCAGGAAUCUGACCUACAAAAUUUUUGAUCAUCAACCUUAGUGUUUUGGGCAGUUUUCCCUUGUACAUCUGUGAUUUGUUCUGUGUGGAAGUGCUAUAUUAAUGCAAGCUUUAGAAGUAGAAUUAGAACAGUCUAAAAGGAGAAUGUGUUUGGAAAUAAGGCUACUGGAGCUCUUGUUCUGCAUCUGCUUGGUAAGCCAAUGUGAGAGAAGGUUUCUGCUGCCUAUUGGUAUUCAAUUAAUUAGUUCUGUGUUUCAGUUUUACUCAAUUCAUCAUCAAAUCCUUAUUUAUUGAGUUUGUCUGACACUAUGCAGAGAGUGGGCUCAGUUUGCUGAUGUGAAGCUGUUAGCUCCUGACUGAUCUGUUGGUCACAUUUAACGACAAUUAAGUAUUCAAAACUGCAAGGGUUUGCUCCUUUUUCAUGAAUAUAAACUUCUCUCCUAAAUGUGCUGUACUGUUCUCAAAGUGAGAGAGAUCAUUUCUAAAGCACUAUGCAUCCAUUGUGGCUUUGCUUCUUUAACUUGGUACUCCAGAUACUGAAGCACUUCAUUUCCUAAUCAGGACUAAACUAAAUGACGACAAUAAAAGCAUUGCAUUUUCAUGCAUACAGUUGAUUACAUGUGGAUGCUGCACUGUAAAACCACCUGCACUGUAACAUCAUCAGCACUGAGCAUCAGUUGCUUCAACCAUUUCAGACUGCCUCUUCCAAUAUUUAACUUUUAUUUGCUUAGUAAAACUUGUCAUUUCUUGCAACUGCAGGUAUUAAACAUUAAAAGGAAAAAAUUGUGUAGGCCAUGUUGUGACUGUACAACCUAUCAUUAGUUUUCGAUCAGCUCUGUAAUAAAGCAUUUUGUAUAUUGUUAAUAAGCAUAAAUGCAGAUGCUGACAAUUAAACAAUUGUACAUGUUUAGU
Pristis pectinata (smalltooth sawfish) is the source of this 5471-nucleotide messenger RNA. RefSeq names its product protein O-linked mannose N-acetylglucosaminyltransferase 1 (beta 1,2-) (gene pomgnt1). Gene Ontology annotation, molecular function: beta-1,3-galactosyl-O-glycosyl-glycoprotein beta-1,3-N-acetylglucosaminyltransferase activity. Gene Ontology annotation, biological process: protein O-linked glycosylation via N-acetylgalactosamine. The transcript has 21 exons. Lineage: Eukaryota; Metazoa; Chordata; Chondrichthyes; Rhinopristiformes; Pristidae. The record is from RefSeq and is a predicted model, not a curated record. The coding region runs from base 199 to 2115 and encodes 638 amino acids. Gene Ontology annotation, cellular component: Golgi membrane.